Molecule: messenger RNA, 3471 nt
Organism: Exophiala aquamarina CBS 119918
Lineage: Eukaryota; Fungi; Ascomycota; Eurotiomycetes; Chaetothyriales; Herpotrichiellaceae
Product: AGC/PKC protein kinase
Exons: 4
Coding region: 1-3471 (1156 amino acids)
Biological process (GO): protein phosphorylation; signal transduction; fungal-type cell wall biogenesis
Molecular function (GO): diacylglycerol-dependent serine/threonine kinase activity; ATP binding
Source: RefSeq, a predicted model, not a curated record
AUGGGUGACCCUGACCAGGCCAUUGCCGAGGUCUUUCGGAAAAUCGAAAGAGAGAAGGCUCUUAUCAAUGCCGCCACUCACAUGCGACAGUCCACCAACAAUGCCGUCGUUCAGGCUCGUGUCGACAGCAACAUUCGCGAUGGGAGGCGAAACAUCUCCUAUCUAGAAGACAAGCUCGCUGAAUUACAACUUCGCAGGCGCGGUGAUAACAAUGACGCUGCUCCUCCUGCCCCGCCAACUCACGGCGGCCAUGGCUACCCUUCACCCGACCGCAACCAACGACAAUAUCCUGCUGGAGGCGGUCCAACGCCUCCUCCCAAAGACCCCAGAGCCUAUUUUGGCAACGAGCACGACAACUAUGGGGAUCAAGGUCCAGCUGGCUAUGGCCAAGCUGGUCCAGGAAUGAUGCCUCCGAGAACUCCCUACGGCGAUAAUCGACCAUACAGUGCUCCUGCACCCAAGGUCCGACCCAAUUUCUCAAAAUUAGAUCUUAUCAAAUAUGACACUCCAUACCUGGGGCCCAAGAUUCAACUCAUGCUCUCGCAGCUCGAAUUCAAAUUGUCCGUCGAGAAACAGUACAAGGCUGGUAUUGAGAAAAUGGUUAGGCUGUAUCAAGAUGAAGGAGACAGGAAAAGCAGACUAGAUGCGGAAGGGCGUCGGAUAGAGAGCAACCAAAAAGUCCAACUUCUGAAACAAGCCUUGAAGAGAUACAUGGACUUGCACGUUGAUAUUGAGACUGCAGAUGGCGGAGAUGAUGAUAGUCUCAACGCGCCAAACAUGCGGAAACCAUUGACUGGCCACCUCGAGAUGCGAAUUCAUGCCAUUAAAGAUGUCGAUCAUGCUGCCUCCUCCCGCUUUUCCAGAGGGCCCGAAACCUUUGUCAUCAUGAAGGUUGAGGACAACAUUCGCGCAAAAACGCGAGCCACACGAACAGAUAAGUGGACUGAGGAAGUACACAAUGUCGAUAUCGACAAGGCCAAUGAGAUUGAGCUCACAGUCUAUGACAAAGCCGGAGAUCGUCCGACCCCCAUCGGCUUUCUCUGGAUUCGAAUUUCAGAUAUUGCAGAGGAAAUGCGACGGAAAAAAAUUGAAUCUGAGUUUCAACAGAAUGGUUGGGUUUCUGCCGACAAAAUGGCCAACGGUGGAAGUUCCGGCAAACCAGGUUCUGACAUGCCGUCUGCACCGUAUAUGCUCCCUGGGGAUGGUGCUGGCGCAGGUACAAUGGCUGGGUUUGCUCAACAUGGCGGCGGACAAGGUGUUCAACCUGUCUUUAUUGAUUCUUGGUUUUCUCUCGAACCCGCCGGUCGGAUUCACCUCACCAUGAGUUUCCAGAAGCAGACUGGGGCUAGACGCCCAUUUGACAUCGGUCUCAAUCGGCAAGGCGCUGUGCGCCAGAAGAAAGAAGAAGUCCACGAGAAACAAGGCCACAAAUUCGUUAAGCAACAAUUCUACAACGUCAUGCGAUGCGCACUUUGCGGCGACUUUCUCAAAUAUUCUGCCGGCAUGCAGUGCGCAGAUUGCAAGUACACCUGCCACACCAAAUGUUAUCCGAAGGUCGUCACCAAAUGUAUCAGCAAGGCCAACUACGAAACAGACCCCGAUGAAGAGAAGAUCAAUCACCGCAUUCCUCAUCGUUUCGACAAUUUUUCAAAUAUUGGAGCGAAUUGGUGUUGCCAUUGUGGUUAUUUACUACCUCUGGGAAGGCGUAACGCUAAGAAGUGUUCUGAAUGUGGUCUGACUUGCCAUGCUCAAUGUCAGCAUUUAGUUCCCGACUUUUGCGGAAUGUCGAUGAUUGUUGCCAACGAAAUUUUGGAAACCAUUCAACGAACAAAGCAUCACAACAAAUCCUCUUCAGUCGGCUCGGGCUCCGGUUUGAGUUCUCGCACUUUGAGGCCAAAUUCCGGUCGACCGGGGCCUACAUCUCCAACACAGAGCUUUGGUUCCGCCGACACCGCGCUAAGUCCGCAGCCAACAAAUAAUUCCUACGAGCCCUACCCAGACGGCGCCAAGCCUUCCACUGCGGCCAUGAGCGCCGCAGCAUCCAUGUACAAUCAGCCUCCGCAGCCUCCACCUCCGCAGCAGCAAAAGCCCCUUCAGCAGAAGGCUGUAUCUGCUGCUGCCGUUCAAGCGGCCGCUGCAGCAACGGCUCGCCCGACAUCAGCAAACUAUAACCAGAAUUUCAAUGAAUACAGCCCCCAGAAGCCACAGACAGAUCGUUACGCAAACGCUAGGCCUCCAAUUCAAGAACAACAACCAACUCACGCCUCUUACGAUCCUCGAGCCUAUCAACAGUAUGAUCGGCAACCAAUUCAACAGCAGGCUCCUCAGCAUCAAGCACCACAGCAAGCCGUUGUUCAACAACACAGACCGCAACCACCAGCCCAACCCGGCUAUGCCCCAGGACCUAUAAAGCCGGCUCCAGCAGCACAACAGCAAGUUGCUGGCCCUCCAUCAGGAAGAGGCUCUGGGCCUAGGAUCGGGCUCGACCAUUUCAACUUUUUGGCCGUUCUGGGUAAGGGUAACUUUGGAAAAGUCAUGUUGGCAGAAGCAAAGAGCUCGAAAAAGCUAUACGCAAUCAAGGUUCUCAAAAAGGAAUUCAUUAUUGAGAAUGACGAAGUGGAAUCGACCAAAUCCGAGAAGCGAGUAUUUUUGAUCGCCAACAAAGAGAGACAUCCAUUCUUACUGAGUUUGCACGCCUGUUUCCAAACCGAAACCAGGGUUUAUUUCGUCAUGGAAUACAUAUCAGGUGGUGAUUUGAUGUUGCACAUUCAACGCGGCCAGUUUGGACUAAAACGGGCUCAAUUCUAUGCUGCAGAAGUGUGCUUGGCUCUGAAGUAUUUCCAUGAAAACGGGGUUAUCUACCGGGAUUUGAAAUUGGACAAUAUCCUGCUUACAUUGGACGGACAUCUCAAGAUUGCCGACUAUGGUCUGUGUAAAGAAGACAUGUGGUACGGGAAAACGACUUCAACCUUCUGUGGUACCCCAGAAUUCAUGGCACCUGAAAUCCUUUUGGACAAGAAGUAUGGUCGAGCUGUCGAUUGGUGGGCAUUUGGAGUUCUCAUCUACCAGAUGCUUCUACAGCAAUCACCAUUCCGAGGUGAAGACGAGGAUGAAAUAUACGAUGCUAUCCUUGCCGACGAACCCCUAUAUCCCAUCCAUAUGCCUCGGGACAGUGUUUCAAUCCUCCAGAAGUUGUUGACCAGAGAACCAGAACUCCGCCUGGGCAGUGGGCCAGGUGACGCACAGGAAAUCAUGAGCCAUGCAUUCUUCAAGGGUGUCAAUUGGGAUGAUAUAUACCAUAAACGGAUCCCUACACCUUUCAAGCCCACAGUCAAGAACGAGAAAGAUACCAGCAACUUCGAUCAGGAAUUCACUAGUGUUACUCCUGUGUUGACCCCUGUACAGAGCGUGUUGUCACCAGCUCAUCAAGAAGAGUUCCGCGGAUUUUCAUACUCGGCAGAUUUCAUCUAG